This is a messenger RNA of Rotaria sp. Silwood1, 648 nucleotides long. The record is from the annotation of a GenBank genome assembly. Lineage: Eukaryota; Metazoa; Rotifera; Eurotatoria; Philodinida; Philodinidae.
AUGAGUUUCUUCUUCGGUGGAGAUAAACGAACUCCUUAUGAAAAAGCUAAAGAACAGACACGAUCUUUUAGUACACAAAUUCGACAAGAAAAACGACAAUUAGAUCGACAAAUUAAUCAAUCUGAUCGAGAAAUUCAACGUCUUUCAAAUGAUAUACGUAAACAUGCUUUAAAUAAUAAUAAAGAUGCACUUCGUGUAUUAGCAAAAGGAAUUGUUAAAUUAAAACAUAAUAAAAGUAAUUUAUAUUCAGCCAAAGCUAAUCUUGAUACAAUUGAUAAUUCUAUUAAAAAUCAAUUAUUAAAUGUUAAAUUAACUGGUAUAAUGCAAACAAGUGCUUCCGUAGCACAUUCAUUAUCAGAAUUAAUGAAAAUUGAACAAUUUCAAUCAAUAUCUGAACAAUUUUCACAAGAAUUAAUUAAAAUGGGUAUUAUAAGUGAAAUGACGAAAGAAGCUAUUGAAUCAAAUUUUGAUAAUAAUGAUCUUGAAGAAGAAACUGAUGAAGAAGUCAAUAAAGUAUUAAAUGAAAUUCUUAUGUCUAAAGUUAUUAUGUAUCCAGAUGUUCCUGUUAAUCCAACAAUAAUUGAUACAGUUGAUAUUGAUAAUCAAGAAGAUGAAAUUACAAAACGUUUAGAAGCAUUAAGAAAUUAA